Eublepharis macularius is the source of this 1065-nucleotide messenger RNA. RefSeq names its product peripherin 2 (gene PRPH2). The record is from RefSeq and is a predicted model, not a curated record. NCBI's taxonomy places the organism in Eukaryota, Metazoa, Chordata, Lepidosauria, Squamata, Eublepharidae. Gene Ontology annotation, biological process: visual perception. The coding region runs from base 1 to 1065 and encodes 354 amino acids. The transcript has 3 exons. Gene Ontology annotation, cellular component: membrane.
AUGGCUGUGAUGAAAGUCAAGUUCAACCAGAAGAAAAGGGUAAAACUAGCACAAGGACUGUGGCUCAUGAACUGGUUUUCAGUUUUUGCAGGAAUCGUCGUUUUCGCCAUGGGGUUAUUCUUGAAAGUUGAGCUCAGGAAACGAAGUGAACUGAUGGACAAUGCUGAGAGCCACUUUGUGCCCAACUCCUUGAUAUUGGUGGGUCUGUUAUCUUGCGCCUUCAAUGGUGUUGCGGGCAAGAUAUGCUAUGAUUCUCUGGAUCCUUCUAAGUUUGCAAAGUGGAAGCCUCUAUUGAAACUUUAUCUGUUGGUUUGUUUCUUUUUUAACAUCUGUAUUUUUUUAGUUGCUCUUUUUUGCUUUCUGAUGAGGGGUUCUCUGGAUACUACACUGGGAAAUGGGCUAAAAAAUGGCAUGAAGUACUACCGAGAUACAGAUACUCCAGGAAGGUGCUUCAUGAAGAAAACUAUUGACCUGCUCCAAAUUGAGUUCAAAUGCUGUGGGAACAAUGGUUUCAGAGACUGGUUUGAGAUUCAAUGGAUCAGCAACAGAUACUUGGAUUUUAGCUCUAAGGAAGUGAAAGAUCGCAUUAAAAGCAACGUGGAUGGCAGAUACUUGGUGGAUGGCGUCCCCUUCAGCUGCUGCAAUCCAAGUUCCCCACGACCAUGCAUCCAGUACCAGGUCUCUAAUAAUUCAGCUCACUACAGCUACGACUAUCAAACAGAAGAGCUCAACCUGUGGAACCGUGGCUGCAGGGAGGCUCUGCUUAAGUACUACAGUAGCAUGAUGAGCUCUAUGGGAGUUGUCGUCCUUCUUGUCUGGAUUUUGGAGGUGUCAGUUAUGAUAGGGUUACGGCUCUUGCAUACCUCACUGGAGAGCAUCAGCAAUCCAGAAGAUCCUGAAUGUGAGAGUGAAGGGUGGGUCUUGGAGAAGAGUUUUAAAGAAACCUUCAAAUCCACCCUGGAAAAUUUGAAAAAGAUUGGUAAGUUUAACCAAGUGGAAGCAGGAGCCGAGGGUGCAGAUGGUGAAGAAGGUACAAAAACCCAAGCUGUCACGACUGUCAGUUGA